CACGCCUCAAACUCGGAAAUAAUCUCCGCGGAUAGGCCCUUGAGUAAUGCAGAUGCUAGAGUUCGGAGGGGUUGGAGUGAAUGGAGUGGUUCUCGGUCCACCUCAGGAAGCGAUUCUGAGCCCUUGAAGGGCUGCUUCUGAAGACGCGGGUCCCCCAGCUGGAGAGGGACCCCCUGCUGCCUUCCAAUUCGUGCCCCAUGGAGUCUCCAUUCAGCAGCCCGGUGGAGGCAGUCCUGCAGCGGGAGGCAGGCCUCCCGGGACUGCUCACUCCUCUCGCUGACCUCGACCGAGUGUACGAGCUGGAGCGAAUCGUUGGAUUUGUCCGCGACCUAGGGUGUCAACGGGUGGCCUUGCAGUUCCCUGACCAGCUUUUGGGAGAUGCAGGCGCCGUGGCUGCACGACUGGAGGAGACUACAGGGUCGAAGAUGUUUAUUUUAGGAGACACAGCCUAUGGCAGCUGCUGUGUGGAUGUACUGGGUGCUGAGCAAGCUGGAGCUCAGGCCCUUGUUCACUUUGGCACCGCCUGCUUAAGUCCCCCAGCCCGCCCGCUACCUGUCACCUUCAUCCUUGGCCAACGUUCUGUGGCUUUGGAGCUCUGCGCCAAGGCCUUUGAAGUGCAGAACCCAGACCCUACAGUGCCCAUGGUGCUGCUGAGUGAACCAGCCUGUGCCCACGCCCUGGAGGCCUUGGCCAUGCUCCUGCACCCUAAAUACCAGGACCUGAUUGUUUCCAGCCCAGCUCUUCCCCUACCGUCUGAGUCCCCCAGUCCAGAGCCUAAGCCCCUGGAGUGUUUUGGGCGCCACUUCCCCCUGGCCCCAGGGAGGUGUCUGGAAGAAUAUGGUGCCUUCUAUGUGGGGGGCUCUAAGGCUAGCCCUAACUCUGACCUUGACCCAGACCUGAGCCGGCUGCUCUUGGGGUGGGCACCAGGGCAGCCCUUCUUCUCCUGCUGCCCAGACACAGGACAGACUCAGGAUGAGGGUGUCCGGGCUGGACGUCUAAGGGCACGAAGACGGUAUCUGGUAGAGAGAGCCAGAGAUGCCCGUGUGGUAGGCCUGUUGGCAGGCACACUGGGUGUGGCACGACACUGUGAGGCACUGGCACACUUUCGGAACCUGACGCGGGCUGCUGGCAAACGUAGCUAUGUGUUGGCUCUGGGACGGCCCACCCCUGCUAAGCUUGCCAACUUUCCUGAGAUGGAUGUCUUUGUAUUGUUGGCCUGUCCUCUGGGUGCCCUAGCUCCACAGCCUUCUGGUAGCUUCUUCCGGCCUGUACUGACACCAUGUGAGUUGGAGGCUGCCUGCAACCCUGCCUGGCCACCUCCAGGCCUGGCUCCCUAUCUUACACAUUAUGCGGACUUAUUGCCUGGCUCCCCCUUCCAUGUGCCCUUGCCACCACCUGAGUCAGAGCUGUGGGAUGCCCCAGAUGUGUCCCUCAUUUCUGGGGAGCUCCGACCCCCACUUGCCUGCAGGCCAUUGAAUGAUCCUGGAUGCUCUGCCCUGACCCCACGGCCCCAGCUGGAGCUGGCUGAGAGCAGCCCUGCAGCCUCAUUCCUUAGUUUCCGGAGCUGGCAGGGACUGGAGCUCCGCUUGGGUCAGACACCGGUGACAGAAGCUGUGAGUGGAAGACGAGGGAUUGCGAUUGCCUAUGAAGAUGAGGGAAGCAGCUGAUACCUUGUGGGGCCAGAGACACAGAGGAACUUAUGAGUUGCUGCUAGAACCUUUAUUGUUCUCAGCACUGACUUAUCAUCCCACCAGGAUCCUUGAAGGAGCCUGCACAGAGAGGGCAAGCCAGACAGCCCCUUAUUGAAGAUCAGAUCCAUGCCUGUCCUUUCCUGGCACUGGCAUCAGGCUUACCACAUACUGGCUUAGUAAAUGUUUAUUGCUUGACUGAUGAAGGAAAAGGCUUAGGGACAUUCUUGAGGCCUUCUGGGCACAUCUGUCUCUGGAGCAGCCCUGGACCAGUGGCCAAUCCCAGUUCCAGAUCUGCAGUUGAGGGUUUGGCCUUAUUAAAGGGCAGGUGCUACGUCUUCCAGACCAGGUAUCCCAACAUCAGCACUGCUGAGAUUUUGGACAAGAUAAUUCCUUGUUGUGGAGGCUGUCCUGUGUAUGGCAGGAUGUUUAGCAGAAACGCUAGCCUCUGCCCACAAGACAUCAGAAGUGUUCUGUAGUUGUGACAACCAAAAAUGUCUUCAGACCUCGGCAAAUGCUCCCUGUGGGGCCAUAACUGCUCCUAGUUGAAAACCACUGAUCUAGACCUACACUGUCCAGGACAGUAGCCACUAGACACAUAUUUAAAUUCAAAUUAUGGCCAGGGAUUUACCUCAGUGGCACCGUGCCUGCCUUGCAAGCACAAGAUCCUAAGUUCAAUCCCCAGUACCAAAAGAUAAAUAAAUUCAGAUUAUUUAGAUUAUUUAGAUUAGCUCAAUUUCUCAGUCACACUGAUUUCAAAUACUCAUAGGUGAAUGAGAAGACAGCAUAGGUAUAGGACAUUUCUAUCACUGCAUAAAGUUCUAUUGGAUAAUGCUGAUCUACACUGAUUCAGACUUUUUUUCUCAGGAUACAGAACUUCAAAUAAACCAAAUACUUUUUCUCC
Messenger RNA from Heterocephalus glaber (naked mole-rat), 2592 nucleotides. RefSeq names its product diphthamide biosynthesis 2 (gene Dph2). The record is from RefSeq and is a predicted model, not a curated record. NCBI's taxonomy places the organism in Eukaryota, Metazoa, Chordata, Mammalia, Rodentia, Bathyergidae. Gene Ontology annotation, biological process: protein histidyl modification to diphthamide. Gene Ontology annotation, molecular function: 2-(3-amino-3-carboxypropyl)histidine synthase activity.